This is a messenger RNA of Prionailurus viverrinus (fishing cat), 4236 nucleotides long. It is a transcript of the gene MOXD1, whose product is annotated as monooxygenase DBH like 1. The transcript has 12 exons. The record is from RefSeq and is a predicted model, not a curated record. The coding region runs from base 56 to 1915 and encodes 619 amino acids. Gene Ontology annotation, molecular function: dopamine beta-monooxygenase activity; copper ion binding. Gene Ontology annotation, biological process: dopamine catabolic process; norepinephrine biosynthetic process; octopamine biosynthetic process. Lineage: Eukaryota; Metazoa; Chordata; Mammalia; Carnivora; Felidae. Gene Ontology annotation, cellular component: secretory granule membrane.
CCUCGCUCCGCCAGUCUGCGCGACCCAGGUGCCGGCGGGCAGGAGGCGCCCGAGGAUGUGCCGCUGGCCGCUGCUCCUGUUGUGGGGGCUGCUCCCCGGCGCGGCGGCGGCGGCGGCGGCGGGGGGCUCGGGCCGAGCCCUCCCGCACCGCACCCUCCUGGACUCCGAGGGCAAGUACUGGCUGAGCUGGGGCCCGCGGGGCGGCGGGCUCGCCUUCCGCCUCGAGGUGCGCACCGCCGGCUACGUGGGCUUCGGCUUCUCGCCCACCGGGGCCAUGGCCUCGGCAGACAUCGUCGUGGGCGGAGUGGCCCACGGGCGGCCCUACCUGCAGGAUUAUUUUACAAAUGCAAAUAGAGAAUUAAAAAAAGAUGCUCAGCAAGAUUACCACCUAGAAUAUGCCAUGGAAAAUAGUACACACACAAUAAUUGAAUUUACCAGAGAACUGCAUACAUGUGACAUAAAUGACAAGAGUAUAACGGAGAGCACAGUGAGAGUGAUCUGGGCUUACCACCAUGAAGAUGUGGGAGAAGCCGGCCCCAAGUACCACGACUCCAAUCGUGGCACCAAGAGUCUGCGGCUGUUGAAUCCUGAGAAAGCCAUCGUGUUGUCUACAGCCAUCCCAUACUUUGACCUGGUAAAUCAGGACGUCCCCAUCCCAAACAAAGGUACGACCUACUGGUGCCAAAUGUUUAAAAUUCCUGUGUUCCAGGAAAAGCAUCAUGUAAUAAAGGUGGAGCCAGUGAUACAGAGAGGCCACGAGAGUCUGGUCCACCACAUCCUGCUCUAUCAGUGCAGUAGCAGCUUUAAUGACAGCGUUCUGGACUAUGGCCACGAGUGUUACCAUCCUAACAUGCCUGAUGCGUUCCUCACCUGCGAGACUGUGAUUUUUGCCUGGGCCAUUGGUGGAGAGGGUUUUUCCUACCCACCUCAUGUUGGAUUAUCCCUUGGCACACCGUUAGAUCCUCGUUAUGUGCUCCUGGAAGUCCAUUAUGACAAUCCGACAUAUAAGGAGGGCUUAAUAGAUAAUUCCGGACUGAGGUUAUUUCAUACAACAGAUAUAAGGAAAUACGAUGCUGGGGUGAUUGAGGCUGGCCUCUGGGUAAGCCUCUUCCAUACCAUCCCUCCAGGGAUGCCUGAAUUUCGGUCUGAGGGUCACUGCACUCUGGAAUGCCUAGAAGAGGCUCUGGAAGCUGAAAAGCCAAGUGGAAUCCAUGUGUUUGCUGUGCUUCUUCAUGCUCACCUGGCGGGCAGGGGCAUCAGGCUCCGUCAUUUUCGCAAAGGGGAGGAAUUGAGAUUACUGGCUUAUGAUGAUGAUUUUGACUUCAAUUUUCAGGAGUUUCAGUAUCUAAAGGAAGAACAAACAAUCUUACCAGGAGAUAAUCUCAUUACCGAGUGUCGUUACAACACAAAAGAUAGAGCCCGGAUGACUUGGGGAGGAUUAAGCACCAGGAAUGAAAUGUGUCUUUCAUACCUUCUUUAUUACCCAAGAAUUAAUCUUACUCGAUGUGCAAGUAUUCCUGACAUUAUGGAACAACUUCAGUUCAUUGGCGUUAAGGAGAUCUAUAGGCCAGUCACGACCUGGCCUUUCAUUAUCAAAAGCCCCAAGCAGUAUAAAAACCUCUCUUUCAUGGACGCAAUGAAUAAAUUUAAAUGGGCUAAAAAGGAAGGUCUCUCCUUCAACAAGCUUGUCCUUAGCUUGCCGGUGAACGUGAGAUGCUCCAAGACGGACAAUGCGGAGUGGUCGAUUCAAGGGAUGACAGCAUUACCUCCACACGUGGAAAGACCAUAUAAAGCAGAGCCCUUGGUGUGUGGAACCUCUUCUUCCUCUUCUCCGCCCAGAAACCACCCUAUUGAGCUGCUCGUGUGUUUCAUGGUACUCUGCAGCCUGUUGCUCAGCACACACUUGUGGUCAUAAUUCUGUGCUGGGGGACAGUAUUUUCUGUGAUCCGAACGUGUCAGGUCAAAGACACUUUGGACAUGAAGAGCAGAGCGUGAGGAGUGUGGAGACCUUCCCGUCACACACGCCCUUCCUCCCUACACCAUCCUUCCCCGUCUACCCGAGAGAUGCCGAUUGGGUUCUCUUUCUUUUGCUCAGAUACGUCUGAUAAAAUGUAUCCAUUGCCAAUAAAGCAAAACUGGACUGACUUAACACCACCUUUUUAAAAAUUCGGACAAAGUCAAGUGGAAGUGAAAGAGUGUCUGAUUUCCUUCCAUAUUUCAUUUUAUGUAAACACUCAUCAUCGCCAUUUCACUUUUUACUUGAUCAUUUGGCUUCUAUAUUCCUUUCUCAGAAGACUUCCAUCUUAACAGCAUAAAAGGAAGCACUCUCUCUUGCCGUGUUCCUUCCUCUUUCUUGUUCUUUGGGUGUGACUUCCCCAGGGCAACAAGGGUUCUUUCUGUGUUUCACUGUCAAUCCAAUGGGAUUGGGAAAAACCAAUGGGACACUUACCUCUGUGCUUUUUGAAGAUGCCCAUCCUAGUUUCUUGGUUUAUUUGAGUCUCUUGGUACCCCCAAAUGACCCCAAACCCAUCUCAAAGCAUUUCUUUAUCCUUCCCUGCUCUACACUGGACAGGUGAGUUUAUCUUGAGCUCUAUCACUCUCUAAAAAGAAAGAAGCUAUAAGAAACACGGAAAUGGUAUAUGGUGGACUGUAGGCUGAGGAGAAAAGGUAGCUGGCUGCAAACCCCAUGCUGUGAGGGGUCCUUUAUGAGGUGUCAGGUCAAAGGGGGAUAGUCUGAGCCAACCUAGGAGGGCGUGAGGUCCCUGCAGUACCUCCCUGACCACGUUGGGUGUCACACGUGCCGCAUCCUGGCUCAAUUUGAGUCACAGUUGCUGUUGUAGAUUUAUUUUUUAUAUUAGUUAAUGAACUAACUUUCCUUAGUAGAAUGUCACCAGUGGAAGAUCUUGUCUCCUUUUAGGUUCCCUUGGUAUAGUUCAGCCAAAUGUUGUUGUGUGUCCUUUCCUCAUUUCUUAAGCAAAGUCUUUUGGGAUCGUAUGAAUAAACUCAAUAAAAUUAAGUUUUUAUGUGGUAUCUUGUAUGCUCCUUGAGAGAAGCAAGAGAUUCAGUACUGAUGUUUCCAGCCAAAUUGAUUGAAAAUGUUGCAUUUUGUAUUCCAUUCUUUUAAGCCCUUUCUCUCCUGCAAACAAUAUCGUCUUUUGAAUAAAUACCGUAUUUUAGAGUGUUUCCUUUCUGGUUGUCGGAAUUUAUCCACUUACUGAAAUGUUUGUACUAUUUAUGAGGCGUAUCUCAUAGUUUACUUGUUUUUAUUUCAUAAGUGCUAUAUCGAAUUCUGUGAUUUUCCAUACAGAUAUUUAUACGAGGAACACGAUAAUCCCCAACUCUCCCUGUUUGAAAUUUCGUGUUUAUUUUACUGCAGAAUGUCUGAAUUUGAGAUGUCAGAGCAAAGUGAUUUCCUGUGGAACUUCCAUAGCGAUAUGUUUGUUUUCAGUGUUCUGAGUCAGGAAGGUGAAUCUACAGGCUAGAAAGGGAUACACAGCUUUUGGCCGCUUGCGUUGGUGGAACCAGGGAAUCAACUUCUUCAGCUGAUGUUGCAAAGAAUAAAGCUGACAUUCUUUUUCUCUUAGGAAUUCUCAUGAAUAUGUAUGUGUUUGAGGCACAGGACUCUCUCUUUGAAAUUAGGAUAGGCUAUCUGUUGAAAAUCUGGUAGGAUUCUGAUCAAUUCUAAAUUAGUUUGUUCUUACAAUGAGCAGACCUUCCUGAACAGCCCCGGCUUUUUUGCUGCUGCCCUUGGUCAAGUUGCAUUACCUGUCUCCUCGGCCAGCAGGAAGGAGUGCCUGAGACCAGUGGAGGAUGGAGUGUCCACGUCUGGUGAUCCCUGCUUUGAUUCUUAAUGCAGGAAGGGUGGGAAAAAACAUGUGAUAAGGCGAAUAUUCAUCAAAGCCAUGUGAGGUUGAGGGUUUUUGGGGGUGAUCAUUUUUUUUCUGAGGUGGUCUCAGGCAGGAUCAAGAGAGUCCUAGUGAUAAUAAAACAGAUGCAAUGCACAGAGGCAGACCUGUUAAGAACUUUGAACUUCAAUUUUAAUGGCUAUGGAGACCAAUGAUGAAUAGCAAACAGGACGACAUAGGGAAGCACUGUAAGUGCCCUGUACAUGAUGACACUGUACGAUUUGCUCACCCAAACUCAUUGUUGGACACAUAAGCCGUCUGUUUUUCAGUAUGAUAAACUUUGCUGUGAUUAUAAGUAUCUUCUUCCAAUAAAUUACUUUGAAUGAAAUUA